AUGGUCUCCCAAAUUCGUCUAGUCCAACUUUUUAUUUUCCUAUACUUAAUAAAUCAAAUUUCAUCUAAGGUGGAGUUCACCAACAUUCAAUGCACCGCCGUCGAUCCAGAAUUUGUCAAUUUUGACUAUUGCUUUCUGAAGUCUGUUAAUCGCACAUACAAAUACCUUUCAUUAAAAGCGAAAUUGUUCAAAAUUCCCUUUACCAAAAUAAAGGUAAACGUUGAAAUAUUCCAGAAAUUAAAUGGCUAUAAGCCUUUUCUCUAUAACAUUACUGUAGAUGCAUGCAAAACAUAUCUUAGAAACCCGAAAUCGAAUCUAAUUUUUCAAUUUAUGCAUAAUUUGUUUCAAUCGUAUUCAAAUAUGAACCAUUCCUGUCCCUAUGAUCAUGAUAUUAUGUUGGAAAAACUUUCUGUAAGUUUCAUCGAUAUACAGUUAACAAAAGUUCUACCAGUUCCACGCGGUGACUUUAUGUUUCACUCUAACUGGAUCGCCUACAAUAAAAAUCGCGCUACUGUUAAUGUUUAUGCCUCAUUAAGUUGA
Drosophila eugracilis is the source of this 540-nucleotide messenger RNA. RefSeq lists its product as uncharacterized. The record is from RefSeq and is a predicted model, not a curated record. NCBI's taxonomy places the organism in Eukaryota, Metazoa, Arthropoda, Insecta, Diptera, Drosophilidae.